AUGCUCUGGGGACCUGGGUUUGAAUUCUGUCAUAACUUGGAUAAAUUUAUGAUCACAUUGUUGGAUGCCAAGCACCAGGACGUCUGUUUUGCUGCUUGUGGAGUGCUUAUAAACUUGACAGUUGAUAAAAACAAACGACCCAUACUGAAACAGGAUGGAGGAAUAAAAAAGUUAAUUGACUGUUUGAGAGACUUUGGGCCUACAGACUGGCAAUUGGCCAGCCUGGUCUGCAAAACCCUUUGGAACUAUAGUGAAAAAAUAACCAGUGCAGUGUUGUUCUUUGGAGAAAAUGAAACUAGUGAACUUCUGGAACUCCUUCCUGCAUACUUAAAUGAAGAAAUUGCAUUGGAUGUUGCCAUCAGUGGUUCAGAUGAAGGACUGAUAGAACAUCAUAAAAUGUGCUGGGAAUCUGAGUUUGUACCUGUGGCUCAACAGUUACUACGUAGGAUUCAGUGUCACCACAGGCACAUAGAAGCUUUACCAUCUUCGUCACUGCAGAAUUGCUCCUCUUCAAAAGGUUUAUUCUAAUAUUCUAUUUGCCAAGGAAAACAAAACUCAACUUGUCUUUCGAUUUGUCUGAUCUAAAAUACUGAAUAUUGAAUUUUUAAACAGUAAUAUAUAACCACUGAGUGUCACAUUGUAAUAGAAAUGCUUGUUUUAGAUUUGGCUUUAUAAUUAAUUUACUUUAUGGAAAUCAAACUCGUGAAUCUCUUGAAAGUAUAUGAUAUAAAUUUAAAAAUUUAUACAACUUCAUGGAUAUAUGGCACCUUUCACAUUUAAGCAACUGGUUUGUAGAAUCUGAUGUUUGGCGUUUGUAUAUGUUUUUCUGUAUAUUAAUGUACAGUGUAAGAUAUAGCAAUGAUCUGAUCUCUUGAUAAUAAGUUUAGAAAGCUGUAAAUAUAUUUUUGUACAUUACAAAUAGUCUUAAUUUUGAGUUUAUUCAAAGACUCUGUGGCACUUUGAUUUAAUGUGGGUGUCAGAUUG
This is a messenger RNA of Rhincodon typus (whale shark), 984 nucleotides long. RefSeq names its product armadillo repeat-containing protein 2-like. Gene Ontology annotation, biological process: cilium organization; sperm axoneme assembly. The record is from RefSeq and is a predicted model, not a curated record. The transcript is spliced from 4 exons. Bases 1 to 528 code for a protein of 175 amino acids. Lineage: Eukaryota; Metazoa; Chordata; Chondrichthyes; Orectolobiformes; Rhincodontidae.